AGCUCAGUUACAUCGCAGCUAUCGAAAUGGUAACACUGAACUGUUCGUUUUUAGUUCGAUCGCAGCUUAAACGCUGCAUAACGGCGACAAUUGUCGUCGGUACGUUAGUAUGUUUCUGUGUAGUGCUGCUCAUGGAUGGAACUGUAACGAAAUCGGUCGAAGAAAUAAAUCGAGAUCGUUUGUUGCAUUUGCGGGCGGCCUGCGAGCGCACCAACAACGGAGGAAAAUAUACAAUAGAAACGUCUUUCUACAUUCACGUGAAAAACGAGAGCCUGUUGUACUGCCUGGUGUUCAAGUCGGGCACCACCACCUGGUUCUAUAACAUUAAUCGAUGGGCCGGCAUCAGUGAGGAGAAGAUACUGGACGACAAAACGGACAACUUUAUGCUGGCCCGGCAAAAGUAUCCUUGGGAAAAUCCGCGCGUGCUGCUGACGAGCAUGAAAAACACGUACACCUUCAUCGUGGUGCGCGAUCCGUUCGAACGUUUGAUCAGUGCGUACGAGGAGCGGUUGCUUGGGCAGCUGCAUCCGUACUAUAAAAAUCUAUCGCAUAAAAUCUACAAACGCUACCACAACGAUGGUAACGAGUACGGGGUACCAUCGUUUCAGGACUUUGCCCGGUACGUCGUCGAUCAGGCCCGCAAUAGUCAACCGUCCGAUCUGCAUUGGCGACCGAUCAAUGAUUUGUGUACGCCGUGCCUGGCGCGGUACGACUCGAUCAUCAAGAUGGAAUCGUUCGGGUCCGACUUGGCAUACCUGACGAAUCGGACGGGUUUGCAGGGGAAAAUUAAACCAGCGCACAUGAACUAUUCGCGCCGCGAUCCUUUGCAUCGACUGAUCGAAAAGUACUUUUCGCAACUGACCCAGCAACAGUUUGACGAUCUGUACGAACUGUACCGGUUAGAUUUUGAGCUGUUCCAAUACUCACCCGAACGGUACUUGCAGUUUAUUAAGUAACCUUCAAAGUGGUGGUGGUGCUGGUGUUCUAAUGACUGAAUUUUAAGCUGUGUGUUCAUGGUAGCGAAAAUAAAAGUAAAUCGAUUGAUAAAUGGGAAAACAAUAAUUGUGGCUGUUUCCGUGGAAUUUAUAUCGAUCGCGCGUAGCAGGAAUACUUAAAACGCAAAAAAGAGAUCGCGCAAGAUAAUCUUUUCAACAUUUAAACGCUUUUAAUAUAACCUUUGUAUAAAGAAAUUAAACUAGCUAGUUGAGUUUAAUUUAAUGGUCUUUAUUCAUGUUUUCAAAUAAAUCUAUAUAUAGCGUA
This is a messenger RNA of Anopheles stephensi (Asian malaria mosquito), 1260 nucleotides long. Its product is annotated as carbohydrate sulfotransferase 11-like. Bases 27 to 956 code for a protein of 309 amino acids. Lineage: Eukaryota; Metazoa; Arthropoda; Insecta; Diptera; Culicidae. Gene Ontology annotation, molecular function: sulfotransferase activity. The record is from RefSeq and is a predicted model, not a curated record. Gene Ontology annotation, cellular component: membrane. The transcript has 2 exons. Gene Ontology annotation, biological process: carbohydrate biosynthetic process.